This is a messenger RNA of Apis cerana (Asiatic honeybee), 1689 nucleotides long. RefSeq lists its product as uncharacterized. NCBI's taxonomy places the organism in Eukaryota, Metazoa, Arthropoda, Insecta, Hymenoptera, Apidae. The record is from RefSeq and is a predicted model, not a curated record.
AUGAUAGUUUUAUAAAAUUAUCGUUUAAGUAAUUUUUGAAUACGAAAUAUGAAUUAAUCGUGCAAUUAAUCGUGUAAUAUAAAAAAAAAAUAACACUUGCGAUAUCAAUUUAAACAAACGGAAACGCGAUUUAAAAACAAAAACGAGACAAUAAUAUCGAAAUCCUCGAAGUUAUCGAUCUAAUGAACAGCCAUUAUGCUGGAAUAUAUGAACCAGUCUAACGAUUCAUUUUUAUCCUGUGAUAAGCUUAAAACAAUAUCAAUUUUUUUAAAGAAGGGAAGAACCACUCAAAGUAAAGUAAUGGAUUUUAUUCUAACGAUACUUGGCUGUAUAAUCCUGAAAAUUGAUAAUCAAAUCUACUUAUACGAAUUUAAGGAUAUCUUCAAUGAUAGAACCUUAAAAAAUAUAAAGAAUGACUUGGAAAAUCUUUUGUAUUUUAAAACUAAAUUCUUUAAUUUUUUAAUCAUGGAGUUAUUGUUAGAGACUAUCAAGAAAGAAAAUAAUUAUUUUAAUAAACAUAUCAAAUUCAAUAGAAUCAUGGAGACAUCAAAUAAACAAUGUAACAAAGAAGUUUUUCAAAAAAAAGUCAAGGAUGUUAUAAAAUUUUUAAUUUUUCGAAAGAUCGAAAAAUUUUCUUAUCUUCAUGAUAAUAAAAGUACAUUGGAUUACUACAAAAAGAAAAUCGAUGUUAUACUUAGCAACGAAAUUCAUCCAAGAGAUAAUAUAAUAAAUAAAAAUGUUAAGGAAAAUAAUGAAGAAAAUACAAUAAAUUUUAUUUACCAUAAAAGAAAAAAUGAAUCUAUGAAUAAUGUAAACAAUUCAAAAAAACCAGACUCAAAAAUAGAGUCUAAUUUCUACAAAACAUCAAGUUAUACUUGCUUCGAUUAUUUUUGCAGUAAAAUUUAUUGGUUGCUCUGCUAUGCAUGGUUAGGAAUUUUUAUAUAUUAUUGUUGCAUAUCUUUUUUUCCAAUUUUCCCAACAUUGUUAAAUAUUAUACAUAAAUUGAUAAAUAAUAAUUCAUAAUAUAAUAGUUGUAUAAAUUAGGUAUAAAUUUGUAUUAUUUCGUUCAAGUUAUUGUUAAACAUGUUGUAUAUAUUGUUUUCUUCACAAACAUAAUAUAGGAAUUAUAUAUGUGCAUAGUAUAGAAAUUAGAAUUAUUUUGUUAAUUCAAUUAAUAACUUAUCAAUUAGAAAAUUGAUAAAUCUAAUUAAUUUUAUCAAUUACAUAAAAAUAUCAUAUAUUAUGUCAAUUUAUUAAGACAAAAAAAAUAAUAUAUAAUGUAUACAUCCAAGCUUGAUUUUAAUAUCUUCUAAUUUAACUUAUUUUUCAUCAUGUAAUGAAUAACUAUGUUUCAAUAUAGUACGAUAUUUUAAUGUAAAAAAUAUUUAUAUAUAAUUAAAAACUUUUAAUGAUAAUGAAUAUAAAAGUUCAACUUUAUUAUCUUUAAAAUGUUUAAAUAGUCAUUGUUCUUUCAUAUGCUUUCAUAAUAAAUUUAUUCAUAUAUUUUAUAAACUCUUAUUAUCGCGAAAUAAAAUAUCAAUAAUUUUUUGAUACUAUUCAAUUUAUUUAAAUCAUAAAAAAAAAAAUAUAUGAAAAAAUUUAACCGAUAAUCAUUUAUUUAAAUUAGAUUAUAAAUACUUAGUUUAAUGUACAUAUACCGAAAUUAAAAUAAAAAUAUAAAUUACUAUA